This is a messenger RNA of Colletes gigas, 1544 nucleotides long. RefSeq names its product inositol oxygenase (gene Miox). The coding region runs from base 74 to 961 and encodes 295 amino acids. The record is from RefSeq and is a predicted model, not a curated record. Gene Ontology annotation, molecular function: inositol oxygenase activity; iron ion binding. Gene Ontology annotation, biological process: inositol catabolic process. Lineage: Eukaryota; Metazoa; Arthropoda; Insecta; Hymenoptera; Colletidae. The transcript has 6 exons. Gene Ontology annotation, cellular component: cytoplasm.
UCGCAUGGGACUUAGUCAGUCAGUGUUGCAUACCCAAUACCAGCCGCAAUACAAUAUAGCCGUAUAGAUACAGAUGUCGGCCAAGACGAUCUCGCAGCUGCAAAGGCAAUCCAUCCUGGACCCUUCGGACAAGUAUCGUCCGGAGACCGUCUAUUCUGGUAAAAUGGUCUCAGAAUUCAGGGACUACUCCACAGACCCACUGGACCCAGUGAAGGAACGCGUUCGGCAAACGUAUCAGAAGAUGCACACUUAUCAAACCGUCGAGUUUGUGAAAUCUCGCAUGGACAAAUGGCUGCAGUUCAACAAGUUCAAGAUGACGGUGAAGGAUGCGCUGAUCAAGCUGAACAGUCUGGUGGACGAGAGCGACCCGGACACCAACAUGCCGAACAUCGUGCACGCGUUCCAAACAGCGGAAUCUAUCAGAAAGGAGCAUCCCGAUCAGGAUUGGUUCCACUUGACUGGUUUGAUCCACGACUUGGGCAAGGUAAUGGCAUUCUACGGGGAGCCGCAAUGGGCCGUGGUGGGUGACACGUUUCCGGUCGGUUGCGCUUGGGCAGACUCGAUAGUUUACAGAGAGACCAGCUUCGAGGACAAUCCUGAUGGUAACGACUCGCGAUACAACACGAAAUACGGCAUGUACAAGCCCAAGUGUGGCAUAGGCAACCUGACGAUGUCCUGGGGACACGACGAGUACCUUUACCGCGUACUGGUUCAUAACAAGACCAAACUACCGAAAGAGGCUCUGGCCAUGAUUCGUUAUCACUCGUUCUAUCCCUGGCACGCGGGUGGCGACUAUAUGCACUUCUGCACCGCCGAAGACAUGGAGAUGCUCAAAUGGAUCAACGAAUUCAAUAAAUACGACCUGUACACCAAGAGCGACGACGUCCCAGACAUCGAGAAACUCUGGCCGUACUACGAGAAGCUGAUCGACAAGUAUAUACCAGGCGUGUUGGAGUGGUGAAGCCAAUCCUCUAUCGCUAGUAAACGGGAACCAAUCGAUCACCGAUCAACGGCAGCGGCGACAUCGGUAGAAGCGGAAACAAGACGAAGGACAGAACGUAUUUAUCGGUAGACGUGGCACUCAAUCGCCAGGGGAUUCGUCGACAGUCCGAAGCGCGCCAAUAUGUUCGUUUAUUCGUCUAUUUGGCGGGACGCGAUCGAAUCGCGUCGGAGUGACGGACAGGCGAGCGUGACUCGAUGAAAAUCCAAACGCGCCAAGAUGAGUAACGGGGAAGGACGAUGCCUCGUUCGAGAAUUUGACUCACCUGUCGAUCGAUAGCCUGGCCACACGCGAACCGUUUUCCAUUUGCCUCUGCGCUGACCGAGAGACCGAUUUCGCGUUCGUUCAUCCGCGAUCUUUUAACAUAUUCGAGACCGAUGUUUUAAUCUAUGAGUCACUCUACCCUUCCACUCGAUUCGGACCGUGGCUCAGAACAGAACUGCAAAAAUGAUGGCGGCUGCAUCCGACUUGUGUCACGCAGCUCCCUGUAACUAGAAAGUUUCAACAAUUAAUUCCUAUAAAAGACACCAGAGUUAAUCAAUAA